Messenger RNA from Paramecium primaurelia, 4427 nucleotides. The record is from the annotation of a GenBank genome assembly. NCBI's taxonomy places the organism in Eukaryota, Ciliophora, Oligohymenophorea, Peniculida, Parameciidae.
AUGGUGAAUGAUGAUUGUUUGGAUUCAUGUCCUUUAGGUUAUUUUGAUUUUUAUGAAGAUAUAUGCAAACCUUAUACAAGCAAAUCUUUAUUAUUUAGAGAUGAUGUUAAUCAGAAUUAAAUUAAAUAUCAAUAUAUAAAGGAUACUUUAUCUAAUAUCUUUUAUAAAUCAUCAACUUUUGAAUAAGGUUAAAAUUUUUAAGGACCUUUUAGAUUUAAUGAUAAAAUACUAUAUUCAUUUAGAAAGUCAUCAAUCAAUAAUAUUUUAGAGUUUGAAAUAACAAUUUAUAUCUAUGGAUAAAUAGCUGUAAUUUAAUUUUUAUAAUAUAGGAUGUGACUGGAGUAAUAUUUGAAAUUAAUAAUUAUAGAAUUGGAGCAAUUACUUCUGAACUAUCAGAAAUAUCAGCUAAAGGUGGUUUGAUUAAAUAGAUUUUGGGAUGUUCUUAUAAUGGAUUUUAGAGUUGCAAGAAAAUAUAGUAUUAUAUAACUAUAUAAAGUUUUAAUGAAUUAGAUAUUGUUUUAGGAAUAAGAUCUUUUUUUAAGUAUAUAUAUAUUAGAUUGUUUUUAUAGCAUAUCAGAUCCAUUGUAAGCUUGGGGAUUAGAUUAGGUUAUAGUGAAUGAGAUUGAACCAGGAAUAUUAUUACCUUAAGUUUGUUCUCUUUGGUAUGAAGGUAAGUGUACGAAUUAAUGUCCUACAUAUUCUACGUUAAAUGGAAUUAUAUGUGAAGAUUAUGGCAGUAUAUAUAAGAAUCCACUAUAUUUUUUUAAAGAAUUUUAUCCUAAUCAUAUUAUUAAUGAUUAUUCAAGAGCAUUAAUAGAUCUAAAAAAUAUAGAAUUUUAUCAAUUUGAGAAUAGAUUUCUAUAUAUGUUUAAUACUAAUUAUUAAGGUGGUAUAUUAAGGCAUAAAUUUUAAAUAGUAACACCUCAUCGUAAAUUGAGAUUAAUGAUAUCAAUUUUAUUGAUUGAUUGGUAAAAUAACUCAUAAGAUUAUUUUUUUGAAUUAGCAAUUGGAUCUAGUCUUAAUUAAUAAAAAUAUAAAUUUUAUGCUGAUUUAUCAAAUUAAUUUAUAGAUUAUCAAUUAAAUUAAGAAUUUCCUGAUUAUAUUUAUAGAAAUUACACUUUAGAUUUUAUACAUAAUUAGAAAUCAUUUAAUUUAGAAUUGAGAUGUUUUUCUCCAUUUGAUGGAUAUUGUUCAUUUUUUGAUUACUUUAUAAUUAUUGAAAAGGUUAUUAUGAUGUUUAAUUUUAGUGUGAUCAUGGAUGUUCCAAAUGUGAUAUAAAUGGAGUCUGUUAAUAAUAUGAUUUUCAAGAUUUAGAUAAAAUUAGUUACUAAUUUCAAAAUUAUUAAUGUUUAGAUGGUUAUUGGUAUGAUGACGAAUAAUGUAUAAAAUGUUCAUUUGGUUGUGGUAAAUGCAAUCGUCAUAUCUGUUUAUAAUGUGAAGAUAAUUUUGAAUUGAAGGAAGGUAAAUGCUUUUGUUAGUUUUAAUAAUCUAAUGGAAUAUGUAAGAAACUAUGGCAUUGUCCUUAAUAUUGUUAAACUUGUUCAAAACAUUAUUAAUCAUGUGAUUCUUGUGAUCUCAGUUAAUUAAAAGUGUUAAAUAUGAAUACCUGUGUAUGUAUAAAUGGCUAUUAUAUGAAUCCAAAUUUUGAAUGUAUUAAAUGUAAUAUGAAAUGUAUAACUUGUAAUGGAUAUGAAUCAUGUACAAGUUGUGAUAGUCAAUCUAAUAGACAAUUAUUUUAAAAUAUGUGUGUAUGUAAAUAAGGAUAUUUUGAUAAUAUGGACAAUAUUAAUUGUCAAUAAUGUCAUUAUUUAUGUAAAGAAUGUUAUUUUGAAUAUGAUCGUUGUACUGAAUGUGAUACUCAAAUAUUUAGAUAAUUAUCAAAAGGUAAAUGUAUAUGUUAAGUUGGUUAUUAUGAAGAUAAUUAAUAAAUAUGUUAGAAGUGUAAUUCAAAUUGUUAUACUUGUGAAUAAGAAAAUAUCUGUUUAAGUUGUGAUAUUUAAUAAAACAGAAUAUUAAACACACAAUAAAUUUGCAUAUGUAAUUAAGGAUAUUUUGAAAAUUAAGUAAAUUAAUGUUAAACAUGUCAUUAUUCAUGUAUAUAUUGUAAUCAAUCUGAUGAAUUCAAUUAAUGUACUUCAUGUCCAUCUUCUCGAAUAAAAUCAUCUGAUAAAAUGAAUGUAUUUGAAUGUAAAUGUAGAAAAGGAUAUUUUGAUAUUGGAAUCUUAGAAUGUAUCAGUUGUAAACCUUAUAAAAAUGUAAUUGCUUCACAUCCUUGUUAUUCAUAAUGUGGAGAUUAAAUAUUAUAAUGGAAUGAAGAAUGCGAUGAUGGAAACAAUGAUUCAAGAGAUGGUUGUGUUGAUUGUUAUUACACUACUGAUAGAUGUAGUCCUAAUAUUUGUAAAAAGUGUUAUUAAGGUUAUUGUAUAAUAUGUAAUGAUGGUUAUUACAUAAACAAAAAUAAUGAAUGUGAAAUAUGCUCUUAAAGUUGUAUUACUUGUAUUAAUUCUUCAAACAAUUGUCUAUAAUGUAGAUUCCUAUAAAUAGAUCAAACUUGUAAGAUUUGUGAUUAAGAAUAUGGAUUUUAAAUAAAGGAUAAUAAAUGUUAAGCUGUUUGUGGAGAUAAUAUGAUAGUUGAUAUUGAAUAAUGUGAUGAUGGUAAUAUAAUUGAUGGAGAUGGAUGUAAUUCAUAAUGUAUGAUAGAACAAGGAUUUAUAUGUAAUCCUAAUUGUUAAAUUAUAAAUCCAAUAAUUAUUAUAUUGAAAUCUGAUCCAAAAGAUAAGUAUUUCAAUAGUAAGAGAUACUGUUAUUUAGAAUUUAAUUAAGAUGUAAUCAUUGAUGGAACUUUGUCUUAAAUGAUUAAUAUGUAAAUCAAUAAUUCAUCUGUUUAAUUUAAUUCUAAUAUAUCACAUUUAAAUCCUCAAUCUCUUUUAAUAGAAAUAGAAUUUUUAAAUAAUGUAUAAAAUCCAAUUAUUUAAAUUGAAAUAAGUACUCCUUCUAAAAUUAAAAAUAAUUAAGGGGUAAAUUUAGAAAAUAACAUUUAAACAAUAUAACUAUUAUCUUAUACUCAUCAAAGUGAAGGUACUAAAACAGCUACAAAUAGUUCAUCAAAUUUUGCUUAUUUUAUUAUGAUAUUUCUAUUGAGUUUAGCUGGUUUUUCUUUUAUUACUGGUGGAUUAAGUAUAUUUUUUAACUUGUUGGAUUCUAUUUAAAUGUUAGCUUAUUUAAAAUACUUAAAUAUUAUUUUCCCAUAUAAUUUAUAAAUGUAUUUUGAAACCUUUGGAUUUGCUGAAUUUAAUUUCUUAAAAGAAUAUAUAUCAAUUUAAAUAACUAUUCUCGAUUUUGAUUUUAAAAUAUCUGAGAAUCAACCAGAUCAAAAAUUUGCAGAAGAAGGAUACUCAUCUUUAUUUAUUAUAAAUAUACUUAGUGUAUUAAGUGUAUUUAUUAUUACUUACUUUACUUUCAUUUUAUCAUAAUUACUACACAAAAUAUGUAAUUUCUAUAUCAAUUAUUUACAUAAUAAUAUCAAGAAUGAUAAUUAUUUCAUUAUAAAUAUUUUUUAAUACUAUUUAUACAUUGUAGCAAAGCAUCUACAAUCCUUAUCUAUUAUUUAUAAUACUUAAUUUCACAAUAAUAUAAUACGAACUAUAAUGACAGUUGCAAUGGAUUUUAAUAUGGCAAUAUUUUUAUAAUUAAAGAUGUAUCAAUAUGAUAUGAGAUUUAGUUAUUAUUUAAGUUUAAUUUCAUUAAUUGUUUAUCUAUUAUUCAUUUAUUAUGGUUUAAUUGCAAUAUCUAAAAAAUAAUAUGAAUUUGUUACUCUUAUAUAUAAAUAGAAACAUGAAUCAUUUUUAGAAGGUAAUCCAGAAUUUCAUUAAAAUUAAUUUGUUAAAUAUUAUAAUAUCAUAAUACUAAUUAAAAAGAUGAUGUUCAUGUUUGCAUUAAUAUUUUUAUAUCAUUGUCCAUAUUUUUAAAUUUUAAUAUCUUCAAUUUAAAAUAUUAUCUUUAUUGGAUAUAUUUUAUUGAUCAAACCUUUAAAAGAUAUUAAUGAAUUCUAUAAAGUUAUUUUAACAGAAUGUAUUUUAUGGUUGGAAUAAUUAUUAAUACUCUUAAUAUAUUAUAUUCAAUCAGGAACCAAUUAAUUAGAUUAAUCUUAAAUUUCCAAUAUGUAAAUUUUGGGUUGGAUUAUUAUAGGAUUAUCAAUAGUUAUGCUAUUAAUAUAGUUUUUGAUUGAUAUUAAAUAACAUGCUUAUUUUCUAUAUCAAUAAUAUGCAUUCAUUCAGAAGAUGUUUGAAUAUGUAACUAGGGUUUUUAAUAAAAAAGACUAAUAAAUUGAUUAAAUUGCAGAAGAACUUAUCAAAGAAGAAAAAAAUGGAAAGCUAAAAAGUAAAAUAAUUGCCUAUCAAUUUACAUAAGAUAGAAAAAUGUAUUGA